GCUAUAAACACCGGCCCCAGGUUAUCCAUUAAUCUGAGUACCAGGGUUUAAAAAAAAAAAGUGUAACCAUUAAAAUCAUCACCGUGACCAGAUUUCCAUAUCGGCCCCACCGACUUCCUCUCAGGGAACAAUACAAUCUAUUCCCUCGACUUGAAGCUGCAACUCAUUAACCGACAGUAAAGACUUAAAGAGACGAAGACGAGCUGGCGUUUCUUUUCCUGCCGGCUUCAGGAUGGGCAAAGCACUGGCCUCCGGGCCGGAGAAGAGACCCCAAUGGGACAACAGGGUCCAGUACCUGCUGACCUGCAUCGGCUUCGCGGUGGGAAUCGGCAACGUCUGGCGUUUCCCUUACCUGUGCCAGAUCUACGGAGGGGGGGCUUUCCUCAUCCCCUACCUGAUAGCGCUGGUGUUCGAGGGCCUCCCGCUGCUCUACCUGGAGCUGGCCAUCGGUCAGCGGUUCCGCAUGGGCAGCAUCGGCGUCUGGAACUCCAUCUCGCCGUUCCUGGUUGGAGUCGGGAUCGCCUCCAUGCUGGUGUCGUUCCUGGUGUGCAUCUUCUACAACACACUUGUCGCCUGGGUGCUCUGGUACCUCUUUCACUCCUUCCAAAGCCCGUUGCCGUGGGGACAGUGUCCCCUCAACGACAACCUGACAGGUUACAACACGGAGUGUGUAAAGAGCACUCCGGCCAACUACUUCUGGUACCGCGAGACCCUGGACAUCACGCCCGACAUCGAGGCCAGCGGCUCUCUGCACUGGUGGCUGGUCAUCUGUACGGCCAGCGCCUGGUGCGUGGUCUACGUCUGCUUAGUCAGAGGCCUCGAGUCCAUGGGGAAGGCCAUGUACGUGACCACCAUCUUCCCCUACCUGGUGCUGACCAUCUUCCUGAUCCGUGCCCUCACUCUGCCCGGCGCCACUGUUGGACUGGUGUACCUCUUCACUCCGGACUGGGAGGUACUGAGGAAACCUCAGGUGUGGCUGGACGCGUUCACGCAGAUCUUCUUCUCGAUCUCCGUGGCCUUUGGAGGCCUCAUAGCGAUCUCCAGCUACAAUGCAGAGAGAAACAACUGUGAGAUGGAUGCGGUUAUCGUGGGAGUGAUAAAUAGCGGCACCUCUCUCUACGGUGCCAUCCCCAUCUUCUCCAUCCUGGGAUUUAAAGCCAACUCCGCCUUCAACUCCUGCAUGAAGGAGAACAUCGUGGCUCUGACCAACCACUUUGAGCUUUCAGACCAGAACGUGACAGUGGACAACUAUGAUCACUGGUUGGAGUAUCUAAAUCGGACGUCUCCAGGUGAGGUGGCCAGUGUGGACCUGAGGCACUGUGACCUGCAAACAUUCCUUGACCAGAGCGCAUCGGGCACCGGCCUGGCGUUCAUCGUGUUCAGCGAGGCGGUGGUGGAGAUGCCGGGCGCGCAGGUAUGGGCCGUGCUGUUCUUCGCCAUGCUCCUCUGCCUGGGCCUCUCCUCCAUGUUCGGCAACGUGGAGGCCAUCCUCACGCCCAUCAAAGACCUCCAACUGCUGCCCAAGUGGAUCCCCGAUGGAGUCGUGACGGCGGGCAUCUGCUCCACAGCCUUCCUCAUGGCUCUCAUCUUCACCUUGGGUUCGGGGAACUACUGGGUGGAGAUCUUUAACGCCAACGUGGGCUCCGUUCCUCUGCUCAUCGUCGCGUUCUUCGAGAUCGUUGCGGUCAUUUACGUCUACGGGAUGAAGAAAUUCAGUGAAGACAUCGUCUUCAUGACUGGGAAGAAGCCCAACAUGUUCUGGAAGGCGUGCUGGAUGGUGAUCAGUCCUCUCAUGCUCCUGGUGGUGUUGAUCGCCUACAUCGUCGUCCAGACACAACAACGCCCAACGUAUCCCACGUGGAACCCAGCCUAUGAGCAAUUCCCCAAAAUGGAGGUGAAGUCCUAUCCAGACUGGGUGUUUACCAUCAUCGUCCUGCUGUCCGUGGUGCCUGUGAUUCCCAUCCCGAUGGUGGCGCUCUACAGACUGGUCUGCUGUGGCAUCAGGAGGACCAAUCACUGAACAAAUUUU
Pseudoliparis swirei is the source of this 2029-nucleotide messenger RNA. Its product is annotated as sodium-dependent neutral amino acid transporter B(0)AT1-like. The transcript is spliced from 12 exons. Gene Ontology annotation, cellular component: plasma membrane. The record is from RefSeq and is a predicted model, not a curated record. The coding region runs from base 233 to 2020 and encodes 595 amino acids. Gene Ontology annotation, biological process: sodium ion transmembrane transport. Lineage: Eukaryota; Metazoa; Chordata; Actinopteri; Perciformes; Liparidae.